AUGGCUGGGUCUCAACUUAAACAGCUUAAAGCUGUCUUGAAGACCAAUGGAUUCACUGGGCAAUCGAAUGUGAAAAAGACAAAUAAGAAAGGUAGAACCUCUACUGAAAUCAAGAGAGAUGACAAGAAGGAAAUUCUCUCUGGUAUAAGACAACAAUUCAAUAAGUUUGAUACCAAGACUAAUAGAACUAAGAGAGAUGUUACUAUUAUUCAAGGUGGGAAGUUUGUAAAGGCUGGCUCAGCUCAACACAACAAGGCUACCCAAAGCAGAACUAUGGCUGAACAAAGUCUUCGUGUAGAAUACAAUGCCAAAAAAGCUAGAAAUGGUAGAACUGGUGGAGUUGUAGACAGAAGAUUUGGAGAAAGCAACAAGAACAUGACUAGUGAAGAAAAGAUGUUGGAAAGAUUUACCAAGGAACGUGAAAGACAAUCCAAAAAGAAUAUUUUCUCGCUUGAUGAUGAUGAUGAAGAAAAUGAUGAAGAUGACGAUGGAUUUGUUUUGACCCAUUAUGGUAAAUCAUUAGCAUUGGAAGAUGAUGGCAAGGAUGGAAAGAAGAGAGGAUUUGAAAGUGAUGAAGAUGAAGAACUCAUGCCAAAUUCUGUUGAUGAACAACCUAACCGUAAGAAGUCAAAGGCUGAAGUUAUGAAGGAAGUUAUGGCCAAAUCCAAGUUCUACAAGCAACAAAGACAACAAGAACAUCAAAAGGCCUUGGAUGAUAUCAUGGAUUUGGAUGAAGAUUUCGAUGAUGUUAUGCAAGAUCUUAACUCUACCCAAGUUAAACUUCCAAAGAAACAAUUUCUGACCAAGAAACCUGAAGAAAUUGAAUAUGACAACAAGGUUAGAGAAUUGACUUAUGAUAGAAGAUCUGUUCCUGCUGACAGAACCAAGACUGAAGAAGAAUUGGCUAAGGAGCAUGAAGAAAAAAUGAAGAAGUUAGAAACCGAUAGAUUGAACAGAAUGAAUGGUUUGGAUGAAAGUAGAGCCACUGAAGGAGAUGAUUUGGACGAUGAUUUCUGGAGAGGUAGUGAUGAUGAAGAAGGAGAAAAUGUGGAAGGAAGUGGUUCUGAAGAAGAAAACUCCAGUGGUUCUGAAGAUGAAGAAACUUCCGCCACCUCUGGUAGACCAAGUCUGAGAAAGCAAAUUUCAGUUUCUAUGCCAAGUACAUACGAAGAAUUUGCCACCCUGUUGGAAACUGUAGAGCCAAAGAAACAAUCAGCAUACGUGGAUAAGAUAAUAGAAGUGUAUCAACCAAGAUUAGCAUCUGGAAACAAAGAAAAGAUGGGUGUCUUUAUUGGAAUUCUCUUUGAACAUGUUUUGAAGUUGAGUGAUGAACAAAACGAAGAACAUAAAAUCAUCAUUGAGAGCUUUGUGAAGAAGUUGAAGAAAUUGGCUGAAAAAUACAAUGAGCCAUUGGUUGCAACUAUCAGAGAAAAGAUUCUUGAAAUUCAAGAAAGAAUUAUAUCAAAUGAAGUGCAAGUAUCCGAUCUUGUUUUCUACACCUUGGUGGGGUAUCUCUUCUCUACUUCAGAUCAUUACCAUUUGGUUGUUACUCCAACCUUAAUUUUAAUGAACGAGACCUUAACAAAUAUCCAAUACAACAAGGACAUAACAUUUGAACAAGUUUGCCAAGGUAUUUUCAUUUCUGAUGUUUUGAUUAACUAUACCAAUUUCUCAAAGAGAUUCAUUCCUGAAGUUGUCAAUGCAUUGGAAAGAUUCUUAUUAGCAUUGGUUCCGGAACCACUCUCUAUAGUUUCCAAGGAAGAAUUGACCACCGAAGUUGUUAACACUAAGGUCAAUCUUUCCAAAAGCAGUAGCAAGUCCAAGCCAGUUUCUAACGAUGAUAAGAUUAGCUUGCAUAUUAUGAAGAAACCACUGGUCACAAAUGAAGAUAAGCUCAGAUUAACUCAUAGACUCUUGGUUGUGUUGGAUAAAUUUUCCGAUAUCUGGAAGGAACAUAACUCCUUGCCAGAAAUUCUUGCACCAUUCAAGAUCAUUUUAAAGCAUUUAGUGAAAUAUUAUGGAACUCAAUUGCCAAAGUUGGCCCAAUUAUUGAACAAAAUUGUGAAACUUGAAGAAAAUGCAAUUAAGGAUAGAAAGCCAUUGACAUUACAACACCACAAGGCCUUGGCUAUUGCUACUUUUGCACCUAAGUUUGAAGAAAACUUCAACCCUGAUAAGAAGUCUUAUGACGUUAAUAGAGAAAGACAAGAAAUCGGAAAGAUGAAGGCACAACUUAAGAAGGAAAAGAAGAGUGCUAUUAAGGAUAUCAGAAAGGAAACUAGAUUUGUUGCACGUGAACAAAUUCAAGAAAAGAAGACUAUGUAUGAUGCUUACCACAAGAAGAUGGCUAACAUUGUUAACUCCAUUAGUACUAUUGAAGGUGCUGAAAAGAACCAAUAUGAAAAGGAAAAGCAACAACGUAAGAAGAGAUAG
[Candida] anglica is the source of this 2433-nucleotide messenger RNA. The record is from the annotation of a GenBank genome assembly. NCBI's taxonomy places the organism in Eukaryota, Fungi, Ascomycota, Pichiomycetes, Serinales, Debaryomycetaceae.